Drosophila pseudoobscura is the source of this 1907-nucleotide messenger RNA. It is a transcript of the gene Cyp4s3, whose product is annotated as Cytochrome P450 4s3. The transcript is spliced from 4 exons. Gene Ontology annotation, molecular function: iron ion binding; oxidoreductase activity, acting on paired donors, with incorporation or reduction of molecular oxygen; heme binding. The record is from RefSeq and is a predicted model, not a curated record. The coding region runs from base 163 to 1641 and encodes 492 amino acids. Lineage: Eukaryota; Metazoa; Arthropoda; Insecta; Diptera; Drosophilidae.
CGAUUUAGUUGCAAACGAGAUCUAUUGCCGAGCAGAUAGCAAACUUGUCAGACUAACACUCCAAGUUUUAUAUAUUUUUUUUGUUUAGCAAGUGUUUGUAACUUGCAGCCGGAGCUGGAGGAUCAGUAACGGAAGUAAAUUUUUUUAUUAAGUGACAUCGCGAUGAAUACGUGGGCUCUGAUGGCAUUCGCCCUGUGGGCGCUGUUCCUGCGAUACCUCCCGCAGAUCCUCACUUUCCUGAGACUGCAGCGCUUCGCAAAGACCCUGCCCGGACCCAGUGUGUCCGAGCUGAUAGCCAAUGUGAAGAAGGGAGAGAUCCUCAACUGGCUGAAGGAGCUGCGGGAGCGCCAUGGGCCCGUUUUUCGCAUCUGGUUCGGCAAGGAUCUGAUGGUGAUGUUUAGCGACCCGGAAGAUAUCAGACAGUUGCUGGGCAACAAUUCCCUGCUCUAUAAGUCACGCAACUACGCACUCCUCGAGCCCUGGCUGGGCAAGGGGCUGCUUACCAAUGGCGGCGAGUCCUGGCACCGUCGCCGCAAGCUCCUCACCCCCGGCUUCCACUUCCGCAUCCUCAGCGAGUUCAAGGAGCCGAUGGAGGAGAACUGCCGGAUCCUGGUGAGCCAGCUCAAGGAGCGUGCCAAUGGCGAGGCCUUCGACAUCUAUCCCUACAUCACGCUCUUUGCCCUGGACGCCAUCUGCGAGACGGCCAUGGGGAUCAAGAAGCAUGCCCAGUUGCAGAGCGAGUCCGAGUAUGUGAAGGCUGUCCAGACCAUCUGCCGGGUGAUGCACAAGCAGAGCUUUUCCUUCUGGCAGCGCCUCAACAUCUUUUUUAAGUACACCCAGGCGGGGCAGGAGCGGGACGGCGCUCUGCGCGUUUUGCAUGACGAGACCAAUCGCGUGAUCCGCUUGCGGCGGGAGCAGCUGGUUAAGGAGCGUCAGCUGCAGCAGCGGACCGAGGCCGCACAGGACGAUGUGGGCAGCAAGCGGCGUCUGGCUUUCCUUGACAUGCUGCUGCUCACCCAGCUGGAGGGCGGCGACGAGCUCAGCGACCGCGACAUACGCGAAGAGGUAGAUACUUUCAUGUUCGAAGGACACGAUACUACCAGCUCAGCCAUAGCCUUCGCCCUGAGUCUGCUCUCCAAGCACUCGGAGGUGCAGCAGCGUGCCUACGAGGAGGCUCGCGAUCUCGAGGGCCGCGAGAAGGAAUCCAUGCCAUACCUGGAGGCGAUCAUUAAGGAGACGCUGCGACUGUAUCCCUCUGUGCCGUUCUUCUCGCGCAAGGUCUUCGAGGACAUACAGGUGGGCAAGCACACCAUACCAAAGGGUGCCUCGGUCAACUGUCUGAUCUACAUGCUGCAUCGCGAUUGCAACAACUUUCCGGAUCCAGAGCGCUUUGAUCCUGAUCGCUUCUACCUAAACGAGAAGCAGAUGCAUCCCUUUGCCUUUGCCGCCUUCAGUGCGGGUCCCCGAAACUGCAUAGGUCAAAAGUUCGCCAUGCUGGAGCUCAAGUGCUCGCUAUCCAGCCUCCUGCGCAGCUUUCAGUUUAUGCCCGAUGAGGAUCACCAGCCCAUUCCCCUGGCAGAGCUGGUAAUGAAGAGUGGCAACGGGGUCCGACUGCGCAUACAGCCACGAAGCCAAAACUGAAACAUCUCGGAUCAUCUGCCCCAAGCUUCAACUCGUACUUGUAUUUGCUUUAUUAGCUUCUGGCCUUAGUCUAAAAUAAAACGAAAAUAGUCUAAAAAUAACGAGGGGGAACGUCGUGGGCCACGGCGAAGGCCGCGGCUCUUCUUUAUACCCUGUACUCAGUCAGUACAUGUAUAUGUGAGCUAAUGGUUUAUAUAAUUUAUACAAUAUAUUUUUUAUAUCGUUUGGUAUCGCUGUUCUAUGACCAUAUCGAUGCUGAUCAAGAA